AUGGAGCGGAGGAUGAAAGGCGGAUACUUGGACCAGCAAGUGCCCUACACCUUCUGCAGCAAAUCGCCCGGAAAUGGGAGCUUGAGCGAAGCGCUGACGGCCCCGCAGGGGAAGCUCAUGGACCCGGGCUCCCUGCCGCCCCCCGACUCCGAAGAUCUCUUCCAGGAUCUAAGUCAUUUCCAGGAGACGUGGCUCGCUGAAGCUCAGGUACCAGACAGUGAUGAACAGUUUGUUCCUGAUUUCCAUUCAGAAAACUUAGCUUUCCACAGCCCCACCACCAGGAUCAAGAAGGAGCCCCAGAGUCCCCGCACAGACACGGCCCUGUCCUGCAGCAGGAAGCCACCACUCCCCUACCACCAUGGCGAGCAGUGCCUUUAUUCCAGUGCCUAUGAUCCCCCCAGACAAAUCGCCAUCAAGUCCCCUGCCCCUGGUGCCCCUGGACAGUCGCCCCUGCAGCCCUUUCCCCGGGCAGAACAGCGGAGUUUCCUGAGAUCCUCUGGCGCCUCCCAGCCGCACCCUGGCCAUGGGUACCUCGGGGAGCAUAGCUCCGUCUUCCAGCAGCCCCUGGACAUUUGCCACUCCUUCACAUCAUCUCAGGGAGGGGGCCGGGAACCCCUCCCCGCCCCCUACCAACACCAGCUGUCGGAGCCCUGCCCACCCUACCCCCAGCAGAGCUUCAAGCAGGAAUACCAUGACCCCCUGUAUGAACAGGCGGGCCAGCCGGCCGUGGGCCAGGGUGGGGUCAAUGGGCACAGGUACCCAGGGGCGGGGGUGGUGAUCAAACAGGAGCAGACGGACUUCGCCUACGACUCAGAUGUCCCUGGGUGUGCGUCAAUGUACCUCCACCCAGAGGGUUUCUCUGGGCCCUCUCCUGGUGAUGGGGCCAUGGGCUAUGGCUAUGAGAAAACUCUGCAACCUUUCCCAGAUGAUGUCUGCGUUGUCCCUGAGAAAUUUGAAGGAGACAUCAAGCAGGAAGGGCUUGGCACGUUCCGAGAGGGGCCACCCUACCAGCGCCGGGGUGCCUUGCAGCUGUGGCAGUUUCUGGUGGCCCUGCUGGAUGACCCAACGAAUGCCCAUUUCAUUGCCUGGACAGGCCGGGGGAUGGAGUUCAAACUAAUUGAGCCUGAGGAGGUUGCCAGGCUCUGGGGCAUCCAGAAGAACCGGCCGGCCAUGAAUUAUGACAAGCUGAGCCGCUCACUUCGAUACUAUUAUGAGAAGGGCAUCAUGCAGAAGGUGGCUGGCGAGCGUUACGUGUACAAGUUUGUGUGCGAGCCCGAGGCCCUCUUCUCCCUGGCCUUCCCGGACAAUCAGCGUCCAGCUCUCAAGGCUGAGUUUGACCGGCCGGUCAGUGAGGAGGACACAGUUCCUUUGUCCCACUUGGAUGAGAGCCCCGCCUACCUCCCAGAGCUGGCUGGCCCUGCACAGCCCUUUGGCCCCAAGGGUGGCUACUCUUACUAG
This is a messenger RNA of Cynocephalus volans (Philippine flying lemur), 1458 nucleotides long. It is a transcript of the gene ETV4, whose product is annotated as ETS variant transcription factor 4. Bases 1 to 1458 code for a protein of 485 amino acids. Gene Ontology annotation, molecular function: DNA-binding transcription factor activity, RNA polymerase II-specific; sequence-specific DNA binding. Gene Ontology annotation, cellular component: nucleus. The transcript has 12 exons. Gene Ontology annotation, biological process: regulation of transcription by RNA polymerase II; cell differentiation. NCBI's taxonomy places the organism in Eukaryota, Metazoa, Chordata, Mammalia, Dermoptera, Cynocephalidae. The record is from RefSeq and is a predicted model, not a curated record.